CGAGCAUCGCGCCUUCCAAUCUCUCUCGACCUCCCAGCCCAGAAGUUCAGCUGAAUCUCAGUCGCCUUCUUCACCCACCGAGACUCUUGCAAAAACAUCAAAGUUAUCACCUUAUCCAUUUUUUUCCAUAGCUACUCCCCUUCGCAUCUCAACCUGCAAUGCUAUCCAACGCUGGAGCCGCUAAACCCAAGAGCACUAUCCUCAACAUCACCAGCUAUGGCCUAAAAGGCCGACCGCUUGACUUCAAGCCCGAUGUACAUCUCAACGCCCGCCGCUUGAUCAACCCACCUCCCGAGCUUCGUAAAGCUUUCGAUGGCCGUUGCGAAGGCCUUCGUAGGAACCUGCGUGCAGAUCCAGCUUUCCACGAGCUACUUACCGAGACCCCUCCACAAGUAUUCGAGGCCGAAAAGACAUUGAGAGCACUGGUCGUGAAUACCGAGGACAACAGUAUCAAGAAGAUCGAGAUCAAAGUCGCGGUGGCAUGUGUCAGAGGCCGUCACCGAAGCACAGCCGUCGCUGAAGAGCUGGCCAAACUGCCUGUAUGGCCAGAGCAUUACGACGUCAGAGUGAAUCACCGUGAUGUGGAUAUUCCUCAUCGUUACCAGAAAUGGCAUCAGCAGAACCUCGAGCGUGAGCAAAAGGGCGAGACUGUCAAUCUCGAUGAUCAUGGUGUCGAAAGCGGUGACGAUAGCGAUCUCGAAUCGGAAAGUGAGAUACCAACGGAGGAGGACAGACGCCAUGCCCAACGCAAGCCGGAACCCUCGCAGUGGUAGAAAGAUCGCGAGAAGCAGCUGAGAGAAGUCAACAGCGAAG
Molecule: messenger RNA, 813 nt
Organism: Aureobasidium subglaciale EXF-2481
Lineage: Eukaryota; Fungi; Ascomycota; Dothideomycetes; Dothideales; Saccotheciaceae
Exons: 1
Coding region: 159-773 (204 amino acids)
Source: RefSeq, a predicted model, not a curated record